CAGCACUUGGUGUUUGACGUUCACACAUCCGGCGACAGCUGUAACUCCGACAGCGGGGAUUGAUGCUGGAACACAGGCCUGGACGCUCAUUCCCCACAGCCUUUUCCCUUUUGCCUAACCUUUUAAAGAGUGCUUGCUUGAUGUGAUCAAAAAAAAGAGAUAGCUAAGCUUGAACUUUUACAGUAAAUGUAGUUGUUCCACCCCCCCUCCCCCUUUGGUGAUUGUUGGGUUUAAACCCACUACGAGGUCAGUUUUCACGUGAUGUUCCUGCUCAGGGUGCAAUGAGGGUUAAAUAACCUGGCGCUGAUGUCCUUGCUCAAUUUUGAAUGAUAGUGUCUAAAAAGGGUAUGUCCCUUAAGGAGAGAGGUGCCAAUGUCCAACCGGCCUAAUUACAAUACAGGGGGGUCACUGCGACGUUCACAGAGGAACACUGCCGGGGCCCAGCCACAAGACGAAGCAACAGGAGGAAGGUCACAGUCGGAAGAGAGGAAACAGAAGCCAAUUCCAAGUAGGCCAACUACUAAAGCAACAAAACUGCAGUCAGACACGACCUCUGGACAGUCCAGAGGGCGUGUGUCACGAAGGAACUCCAGGAGCUGUAGCUCUUCAUCUGUUGCUUCUGUGACACAGCAAGAAGAUAGAAUUAGGUCAGAACGACCCAAAACUGGACAAACUAAAAGGGACGGCUCCAAAAGCAGUUUGAGAGGUGUGAAACGUGGUCCAAGCCCUGAUUACAGCAGUUCAAACUCUGCCUGCUCGGCAAAAAGGGCCAAAGCACUUCAACCCUCGGAGAAUCCUACUGAAACACAAAAACACAAGGUGCAAGCGAAGUCCCCAAAGAAAAGGAAGUCUGUGCAAGAUCAGCAGAUAAGAACUUCCCACGCAGCCUCCACGAGUAAGACCCAGAGUAGAAAACAGACUGGGCCUACUGGUGCCUCCCCUUUUCAAAAAAGGAAAAAGAUUGAAACUACAACUUCUGUAAACAGUGGUUCUGUGGCUGACUCGAUCAGUGUUGAAGAGAGGUCUGCUAAACCAACCAAGCUGGCUUCAAAAUCGGUGACCUCAGCCAAAGCUGGGUGUAGCACUGUCACUGAUUCUUCCUCCUCUUCUGCCUCUACAUCAUCCUCCUCCUCUGCUACUGUCUCUGCUGCUGUGCCUCAAGGAGCCAGGCUAAAACAAGGAAAAGAUCAGAAUAAGGCUCGUCGUUCCCGUUCAGCCUCUAGCCCCAGCCCUCGCAGAAGCAGCCGAGAAAAAGAGCAAAGCAAAACUGGUGGUUCUUCUAAAUUUGAGUGGGCUGCCCGUUUUAGCCCUAAAGUCACCCUACCGAAAGCAAAACUGUCACUCCCAGGGUCUUCCAAAUCGGAGACAUCAAAACCAGGCCCUUCAGGCCUACAAGCAAAGUUAGCUAGCUUGAGAAGGUCUACUAAGAAACGCAGUGAAUCACCACCAGCAGAGCUCCCCAGUUUGAGGCGGAGCACACGUCAAAAGACCACGGGAUCCUGUGCUAGUACCAGUCGGCGAGGCUCUGGCCUGGGCAAAAGAGGAGCAUCUGAGGCUCGCCGACAGGAGAAGAUGGCAGAUCCUGACAACAACCAGGAUGGAGCAAAUUCUUCUACACGGACAGAUGAUGUACCUCAAGGAGCAUCAGCUUCUAGUUCUGUUGCUGGAGCUGUUGGAAUGCCAACUUCUGGAGAGAGCGAGUCAGACGAUUCUGAAAUGGGCCGACUACAAGCUUUAUUAGAGGCACGUGGCCUUCCACCUCACCUUUUUGGCCCCCUUGGUCCACGAAUGUCCCAGCUUUUUCAUAGAACAAUUGGAAGUGGAGCAAGUUCAAAGGCGCAGCAGCUCCUACAGGGUCUGCAGGCUACUGGAGAUGAAAGUCAGCAACUUCAAGCAGUCAUCGAGAUGUGCCAGUUAUUGGUAAUGGGAAAUGAAGAAACCUUGGGAGGAUUUCCAGUGAAGAGUGUUGUUCCUGCAUUGAUAACUUUGUUACAGAUGGAGCACAACUUUGACAUUAUGAACCAUGCUUGCAGAGCUUUGACGUAUAUGAUGGAAGCUUUACCUAGGUCAUCGGCUGUGGUUGUUGAUGCCAUUCCAGUCUUCCUGGAAAAGCUACAAGUUAUUCAGUGCAUUGAUGUGGCUGAACAGGCUUUGACUGCUCUAGAAAUGUUAUCACGCAGACAUAGCAAAGCCAUUUUACAAGCUGGAGGAUUGGCUGACUGCUUGUUGUACCUGGAGUUCUUCAGCAUCAAUGCCCAACGAAAUGCCCUGGCAAUAGCAGCAAAUUGCUGCCAAAGUAUUACACCUGAUGAAUUUCACUUUGUUGCUGAUUCAUUACCCUUGUUAACCCAGAGGCUGACCCAUCAGGACAAGAAAUCUGUCGAAAGUACUUGCCUGUGUUUUGCUCGACUGGUGGACAACUUUCAACAUGAAGAAAACUUGUUGCAGCAGGUGGCAUCUCGUGAUUUGUUGACGAACAUACAGCAGCUCCUGGUGGUGACCCCCCCAGUUCUCAGCUCUGGCAUGUUUAUCAUGGUGGUCCGCAUGUUCUCAUUGAUGUGUUCGAACUGUCCUACUCUGGCUGUGCAGCUUAUGAAGCAAAACAUUGCAGAAACUCUUCGUUUUUUACUUUGCGGAGCUUCAAGUGGCAGCUGCCAAGAACAAAUUGAUCUUGUGCCAAGAAGUCCACAAGAACUUUAUGAGCUUACUUCUCUUAUCUGUGAAUUAAUGCCAUGUCUACCCAAAGAAGGAAUUUUUGCUGUUGAUACCAUGCUAAAGAAGGGAAGUGCUCAAAAUACAGAUGGUGCAAUAUGGCAGUGGCGUGAUGAUCGAGGUCUCUGGCAUCCAUACAACCGAAUCGAUAGUCGCAUAAUUGAGGCAGCCCAUCAAGUGGGUGAGGAUGAAAUAAGCUUGUCAACAUUGGGUCGAGUUUAUACUAUUGACUUUAACUCUAUGCAGCAGAUCAAUGAGGACACUGGGACAGCCCGUGCUAUUCAGAGAAAACCCAAUCCGUUGGCCAACACGAACACUGGUGGUCACUCUGAAACGAGGAAGGAUGAUGCACGUGCUCAACUAAUGAGGGAGGACCCAGACCUGGCUAAAUGCUUUAUAAAGACAUUGUUUGGUGUGUUAUAUGAAGUGUAUAGUUCAUCAGCUGGACCUGCUGUCAGACACAAGUGCCUUAGAGCAAUUCUUAGAAUAAUUUAUUUUGCUGAUGCUGAACUUCUAAAGGAUGUGCUUAAAAAUCAUGCUGUUUCCAGCCAUAUUGCUUCCAUGCUAUCAAGUCAAGAUUUCAAGAUCGUUGUAGGAGCACUACAGAUGGCAGAAAUUUUAAUGCAGAAGUUACCAGAUAUAUUUAGUGUUUACUUUAGAAGAGAAGGUGUGAUGCAUCAGGUGAAAAAUUUAGCAGAGUCUGAGACUCUACUUACCAGCCCUCCAAAGGCAUGUAGUAGUGGAAUAGGAAGUCUGGGCACCGCUGCCACAAUUAGCACAGCCAACGUUGCAAGCAAUACAGUUGCAGAUCUCGGAUCCCCCAGUUUCCAAAGUAUGGAUGAUUCUUUGGAUUUAAGUCCACAAGGACGAUUAAGUGAUGUCUUAAAGAGAAAAAGAUUGCCAAAACGUGUAACGAGGAGGACAAAAUAUUCACCUCCGAGAGAUGAUGACAAAGUCGACAAUCAAGCAAAGAGUCCUACAGCCACCCAGUCUCCCAAAUCUUCCUUUCUUGCAAGCUUGAAUCCUAAAACAUGGGGAAGGCUAAGCACACAGUCCAAUAGCAACAAUGCAGAACCAGCACGUACUGCCGGAGUUAGUGGCAUUGCACGGGUCACCCCAAAGGACACCAUGUCCAACAACAGAGAGAAGAUUAAAGUGUGGAUAAAGGAGCAAGCCCAUAAAUUUGUUGAUCGUUACUUCACCUCAGAGAAUGUGGAUGCAAGCAAUCCAGCACUGAAUGUACUUCAGAGACUUUGCUCUGCCACUGAACAACUCAAUUUGCAGGUGGAUGGUGGGAUUGAGUGCCUUUUAGAUAUCCGCUCAAUAGUCUCUGAGUCUGAUGUGUCGUCCUUCGAAAUCCAGCACAGUGGUUUUGUAAAACAGUUGCUGCUGUAUUUGACUUCAAGAAGUGAUAAAGACCUUGUGAACCGACAUGUCAGGUUGAGGAGGUUCCUUCACGUUUUCUAUGGUUGUCCGCCUCCAGGAGAGGAACCUCUUGGUCGACUAGAACCUCUAGGCAAUGGGCCUUUGCUUGCACUGGUGCACAAAAUGAACAACUGUCUGAGCCAGAUGGAGCAAUUUCCAGUGAAGGUGCAUGAUUUUCCAAGUGGGAAUGGAACAGGAAGCAGAGGAUCACAGGCCCUAAAAUUCUUCAAUACACACCAGUUAAAAUGCCAGUUACAGAGGCAUCCAGACAGUACCAAUGUCAAGCAAUGGAAGGGUGGCCCUGUGAAGAUCGAUCCAUUGGCUUUAGUACAGGCUAUUGAGCGCUAUCUUGUCGUCAGAGGUGGUGGCUGCUUUAUUUCUGUGUUAAGCAGGUAUGGAAGAAUCCGUGAGGAAGAUGAAGAUAGCGAUGAUGAUGGCUCAGAUGAUGAAAUUGAUGAGUCAUUGGCUGCCCAAUUCUUGAAUUCAGGGAGUGUAAGGCACAGACUACAGUUUUACAUAGGAGAUCACUUGCUGCCUUACAACAUGACUGUUUACCAAGCUGUCAGGCAGUUCAGUGUGCAAGCUGAUGAAGAAAGAGAGUCCACAGAUGAUGAAAGUAACCCGUUAGGAAGGGCAGGAAUAUGGACUAAGACACAUACAAUAUGGUACAAGCCUGUUAAAGAAGAGGAGGAAGGGAGUAAGGAUACAGUUGGUGGAAAGAGAGGACGAGCUCAGACCGCACCCACAAAAACCUCCCCAAGAAAUGCAAGGAAACAUGAUGAACUGUGGCAUGAUGGUGUGUGCCCUCCAGUGGGAAAUCCUUUGGAAACAUAUCUUCUUUCAAUUCCUCCAGAUGGUAUAACAUUUGAGGACCCAUCACUAGAUGUGAUUCUGCUUUUGAGAGUGCUUCAUGCCAUCAGUAGAUACUGGUAUUAUCUAUAUAAUAAUGCAGUGUGUAAAGAGAUUAUUCCAACAAAUGAAUUAAUCAACAGCAAACUGACUGCAAAGGCUAACCGCCAACUUCAAGACCCCCUGGUUAUUAUGACAGGAAAUAUACCAAUUUGGUUGACUGAGUUGGGAAGGACCUGCCCAUUUUUUUUCCCAUUUGACACACGGCAAAUGCUGUUCUACGUGACUGCAUUUGAUCGAGAUCGAGCCAUGCAAAGGUUAUUAGAUACGAACCCAGAAAUCAACCAGUCUGAUUCGCAAGAUAGCAGAGUUGCUCCCCGUUUGGAUAGGAAAAAGCGUACUGUGAACAGGGAAGAGCUGUUGAAGCAAGCAGAAUCUGUGAUGCAGGAUUUGGGAAGCUCGAGAGCAAUGCUGGAGAUUCAGUAUGAAAACGAAGUUGGGACAGGCCUGGGUCCAACAUUGGAAUUCUAUGCACUUGUAUCUCAGGAACUGCAGAGAGCUGACCUGGGUCUAUGGCGGGGAGAUGAAGUCACGCUCUCCCAUCCUAAAGGCAGCCAAGAAGGGACCCGAUACAUCCAUAAUCCACGUGGCCUCUUCCCUGUUCCAUUUGGAAGAAAUACAAAACCAGCACAUGUGGCUAAAGUGAAAAUGAAGUUGCGAUUUCUGGGCAAGUUCUUGGCCAAAGCGAUCAUGGACUUCCGAUUGUUGGAUUUGCCUCUUAGCCUAUCGUUUUACAAAUGGAUGCUACGGCAAGAAAUUUCCCUCUGCUCCCAUGACCUUUUCAACAUUGAUCCAGUAGUAGCAAAAUCAAUUUGUCAUCUUGAGGACAUCAUAAAACAAAAGAAGAAAUUGGAGCAAGACAGAUCGCAGAGCAAAGAAUGUCUUCAACAGGCUCUGGAAAGCCUCAAUAUGAAUGGCUGCUCUGUGGAAGAUCUUGGACUGGACUUCACAUUACCCGGGUAUGCCAGUGUUGAACUGAAAAAAGGAGGCAAGGACACGGUUGUCACCAUACACAAUUUGGAAGAGUAUCUCAGGCUGGUAGUAUACUGGACCUUGAAUGAAGGUGUUUCCAAGCAGUUUGAAUCCUUUCGAGAUGGCUUUGAGUCAGUUUUUCCACUCCAUCACUUGCAGUAUUUUUACCCUGAGGAGUUGGAUCAGCUACUCUGUGGCUCCAAGUCGGAGGCAUGGGAUGUGAAGACUUUAAUGGAAUGUUGCAGGCCAGAUCACGGAUAUAAUCAUGACAGUCGUGCGGUGAAAUUUCUAUUUGAAAUACUCAGUAGUUUUGAUGGUGAGCAACAAAGACUAUUUCUUCAGUUUGUUACUGGAAGUCCCCGACUACCUGUUGGAGGGUUUCGGAGUUUAAACCCUCCACUUACCAUUGUCCGCAAGACUUUUGAGUCCACGGAAAACCCUGAUGAUUUCUUACCCUCCGUAAUGACCUGUGUUAAUUAUCUCAAGUUGCCAGAUUACUCCAGUAUCGACAUAAUGCGUGAAAAACUUUUAAUAGCUGCUAGAGAAGGGCAGCAGUCGUUCCAUCUCUCCUGAUCACAGCAUCUGAAUCCUCAAGCUGCCUGUUACAACAAAUGACAGAAUCAUGAUUUAUUUUCUAAGUGUAUCACUGCAUCAAGGCAAUGUGUACAGCGUACUUGUUGUAGAAAUGGCUUGGUAUGCUGCAAAUCUUCAACAAAAAGACUUGGAUGGUAUAUUUAUUAAAAUAGCCCCUACGGACUGAGAAAUUGAAAAAAGACCCCAAAGUUAAUGCAAGAUUUAAACAAAAAUAAAUUCUUAAAGAAGUUCUUGUUAAUUUAACAAUUAUUUGGGUGCAGUUUUUAAAUUGCUUUUUGCUGUGUGGUAUUCAAAAUCGAAAGAAAGGGAUGCUUUUCUUCCAGGAUGACGGAACAAUAAAAUGUCACUGUGCAGUUUGAUAUUGGUGUGUAUAUCCAUCUGAAGCCUAUAUUUCUGGUGUUUUUUUUGUUUCCAAAGAUUAAUAUGUACAAACAUACAGAAAUGACAGACUUAAACCUUGCAUAAAAUAAUUUAAGCUCUGGUUAGUGUCAUUUGCAUUUUUCUCUUGUUUAUCUUCACCCUCUCCUCCAUCUAGUUUGUCCAUUUAUGUUUAACCCAUCUGCACUUGUGUGAUGUAACAUAGGGUUCUGCUUUUUUGUGAUGUUUCUUAAUCCCAUGAUUCAACGAAGGGUUAAGCCAAGGGCUUGAAGAUUUUAAGCAUUUCUUAACCUCCAUUGGCCCAACAAUUGUAUCAUAGUCUAAAAUUUAUUCCUGUUUCCAAUAUUCAAAUUCUAGUAUUUGCCAGUAGUUUUGCAAAAUAAUAGGACUGUUGGCAGAAGCCUUUAAUCUCUCACUAGAUUUGUUUACGGAAUGAUUUCAGACAACAAUUAAUAAUACUGAGAAAUCCCUUUUCCUUUUUUCCUUUUUUAAAUUCUGUAGUUUAAACCAAUAUCGGGCUGGUUAGUCUGUUAUUCAAGGGACAGGUAGCAUUUCCAGUUGGUGUAAAACUUUGAGAAAAGUUCCACUUGCUGUUACAGUGGGACAGUUGCUUUAUCUUGUUUAAUUUACCUUGUUGUAGUUCACUUAAUUGUUUUUGCACUGCUAGCUUUGAACAAAGUAAUAGUUGAGCUCUCUUGGUUUGAUAAGGAUAGUGCACCUGUAAACACUGCUCUGUCCAACUGUUCAUGUGCUGAUUUCUGAAAUCUGCAAUAACUACUUCAUCAGGUUAAUGUUUUUACCUGAACAUAAAUAAAUAAAAUGUUUGACUCACUUUUUGUAUAAUUAUUUUGUAUUCAGCAACCAAACUUUUCUGAUUCAGGGAUAGUGCCAAAGUGUCUUUUUAACUGAAGUUGUGUUGGAGUUUGAGUAAAUAAAGGUGGAAAUAUUCAAUAUGGUUGUAAUGCUUGGAGCACUGUUGCAUUCAGUGGCCCUCUUGAUAUUAAAAGACAUCAAAUGUUUUUAAAAAAGGUAUAUCCUUCUAUGGUGUGAACAGUGGAUAUUUUAGGGGUCUAGCUGUGAGGACUUUAUCUAACAUGGAAAAGGAGUUAAAUUGGGUAAAUGGCUAAACAUUAAAGUACUAUAGUUUAAUUAUCACUUACUGGCCUUCAUACUCGUGUUGGCUGUAAUGCUUAGUCAGUUUAGCUUGAUUCUUAGAAAUUAUGGUUCAACUUGUUCCAAAAGUUUAUGGAUGUUUUAAGGGAAUCAUACAUGGGAAAAGUGAAUAAAAUUAGACUAAUUUUAAGAUAUUCAAUCCCUACCCUAGAAACAAAAAGUGGAUUUAAGUGCUCCUAUUCUCUGAGCAAACAUUUCACUUGUGCAGAUAUAUUCAUAGGCUCAGUGAGACCUGCUAUAUCUGGUGUCUCAUGCAGGGAAUCUAUGAUGUAAUGGCUGUCAGUCUGCAGCCUGUUCUUAACUACUAGUGGAAUAAAAGACUCUGGAUUAAAAGUUCCUGAUCCCCAUCCAGUUCAAUGCCAGUGGUCUUAUUUGAAUACCUGAGGGAAUGGCUCUCCUGGAUACUACUUGUAGAUUUGCACAAAUUGUUCUCGGGCAGUGGGAGGAAGAGCAAUAAUUUUUUUUUAAAUCAAAACUUUUAGUACUUUGAAAUGAUAGCCCAUCACACUUUAUCUCAUUAACCUUCAGCAUUUAGACUUAAUUAGAUAUAGUUGUAAUAAACUCUAAGUUCAAAUGGGCUUAAACUUGUACUAUUUAACCAAGGAACCCUUUUAAUACACUUGUUGCAGUUGUCAUCCAUUUUGUAAAAAUCACUGUUUUGUGCUUGCAAAAGUAUUGAAACAUGCUGCUGACUUCAGCCACUUAUAUAAUUUGUUGCUUCAUCCCUAUAAUUUGCCUGUUUUGCCUGCCUAUUUUGGUUCAUUGCGUGUUACUUUAUGAAACAUUAAAAAAAUUGAACUAG
This is a messenger RNA of Carcharodon carcharias (great white shark), 8965 nucleotides long. RefSeq names its product thyroid hormone receptor interactor 12 (gene trip12). Gene Ontology annotation, cellular component: nuclear speck. The record is from RefSeq and is a predicted model, not a curated record. The transcript is spliced from 43 exons. The coding region runs from base 373 to 6591 and encodes 2072 amino acids. Lineage: Eukaryota; Metazoa; Chordata; Chondrichthyes; Lamniformes; Lamnidae. Gene Ontology annotation, molecular function: ubiquitin protein ligase activity; zinc ion binding. Gene Ontology annotation, biological process: regulation of double-strand break repair; protein polyubiquitination; DNA damage response.